AUGAUGUAUGGGCAGCAGCAGCAAGUGAGGCUGGAUGUAAAGAAAGCGGAGAGGAGAAGAUCUAUGAAAGAAGAGAAGCUGGAGAACGUCGAUCUUAGUGGCAUGUCUUUGGAUUCUCUGCCAAAUCCUCCUCUAAACUUGGCCAUUAUCAGCACUUUAGAUCUCUCCAACAACAAUCUUGAGAGCAUCCCAGAGUCUUUAACUGCGAGAUUACUAAACGUGGUAGCGUUGGACGUUCACUCAAACCAGCUUAAAUCCCUACCAAACUCGAUUGGUUGUCUAACAAAGCUCAAGAUCCUCAACGUCUCUGGCAACCUUAUUGAAACCUUCCCCAAAACCAUUGAGAAUUGCAGGUCUCUGGAAGAAUUGAAUGCCAACUUCAACAAGUUGAAGAAGCUUCCUGACACAAUUGGGUUCGAGUGGCACAACCUAAAGAAACUUUCGGUGAACUCAAACAAGCUACCCUUUCUACCGAGUUCCAUCUCCCAUCUGACCUCUCUGCGCGUAUUAGAUGCCCGUCUUAAUUGCCUCGGUUUCCUUCCAGAAGGAAUGGAGAACCUAAUCAACCUUGAAGUCCUUAACGUGAGCCAAAAUUUCCAGUACCUUGACACUCUACCAUACUCCAUAGGUCUUCUUUCCUCUCUCAUAGAAUUGGACAUAAGUUACAAUCAAAUCACCACCUUGCCUGAAUCAAUCGGAUGUCUCAAGAAUCUACAAAAGUUCUCAGUCGAUGGAAACCCUCUUGUUUCACCUCCAAUGGAUACUGUGAAACGAGGAUUGUUAGCAGUGAAAGAGUACUUGACCGAAAAGAUGAACCAGAGCCCUAAAAGCCAGGUGAAGAAGAGGUCAUGGUUAGGCAAGUUGGUGAGAUAUAAGACAUUCAGUGGCCGUACUUCUGGGAGGGCAUCUCAUGAGGAGAGGGACAGAUUCAUCAUGGACCAUUACCAGUCGAUUGAUGGUCUGACUUCUCCAAGGUAUAUGGGGAUGUUUUCGCCUCGCCGGCUCUUCUCACCAAGGAGCUAUUUCAGCCCUUGA
Molecule: messenger RNA, 1035 nt
Organism: Telopea speciosissima
Lineage: Eukaryota; Viridiplantae; Streptophyta; Magnoliopsida; Proteales; Proteaceae
Product: plant intracellular Ras-group-related LRR protein 6-like
Exons: 3
Coding region: 1-1035 (344 amino acids)
Molecular function (GO): protein binding
Source: RefSeq, a predicted model, not a curated record